GUAUUAACCCCGGCCCGUUAGGAGAGACAGGCAGCGUAAUCCAGCGACCGCUCACAAGCUCGCAUCUCGACACCUGCAUAGUUCCUGGCUUCCCUUUUCUUCGCAGGUUCGGCCGCAUCCCUCUCACCGCUAGGCUGCCCGCAAAGGGCUCCCGAAUGCCAGCAAGAUGAGUUCCUUGAAGCAGUUCAUCCGCAACGUGCGUGCCGCCAAGACGAUCGCCGACGAGCGUGCAGUCAUCCAAAAGGAGAGCGCUGCGAUCCGAGCGAGCUUCCGCGAAGAGAGUCACGAUCCCAACGUCAGACGCAACAAUGUCGCCAAGUUGCUGUACCUCUUCACCCUCGGUGAGCGGACACACUUCGGGCAGAUCGAAUGCAUUAAGCUCCUGGCGUCACCGCGCUUUGCCGACAAGCGACUUGGACACCUGGCGACAAGCUUGCUGCUUGAUGAGAACCAAGAGGUCUUGACAUUGGUCACCAACUCUAUACAAAAUGACCUGGGCCACUCGAACCAAUACAUCGUCGGCCUGGCGCUCGGAACGCUGGGCAACAUCGCCUCUGUCGAAAUGUCACGAGACCUGUUCGCCGAGAUCGAGAAAUGCAUAUCGACCGCCAACCCCUAUAUCAGGAGAAAAGCUGCCCUCUGCGCCAUGAGGAUAUGUCGCAAGGUACCGGAUCUGCAGGAGCACUUUGUUGAGAAGGCAGCCCAGAUGCUCUCGGAUCGCAACCAUGGAGUGCUGCUUUGCGGCCUGACGCUUGUGACGAGCAUGUGCGAGGCUGAGGAGGAGGACGACAGCGGCGAGGACCUCGGCAUCAUCGAAAAGUAUAAGCAGUUCAUCCCGCUACUCGUGCGGACACUCAAGGGCCUCGCAACCUCGGGCUAUGCUCCAGAGCACGACGUCACUGGCAUUACGGACCCCUUCUUGCAGGUCAAGAUCCUCCGGCUGUUGCGCGUACUCGUCCGCGGUGAUCCGGAAGGUACCGAGCAGAUUAGCGACAUCCUCGCACAGGUGGCGACCAACACAGACUCGAACAAGAAUGUCGGCAACUCGAUCCUCUACGAAGCCGUGCGGACGAUCCUUGACAUUGAGGCCGACUCGGGUUUGCGCGUGCUCGGUGUCAACAUCCUCGGAAAGUUCUUGGCGAACCGUGACAACAAUAUCAGAUAUGUGGCGCUGAACACGCUGAUCAAAGUCGUGGCCAUUGAGCCCAAUGCAGUCCAACGACAUAGAAACACCAUCCUCGAGUGCUUGAGGGAUCCGGAUAUUAGCAUUAGGAGAAGAGCGCUCGACCUGAGCUUCACGCUGAUCAACGAGAGCAACGUUCGCGUCCUGAUUCGGGAGCUUCUUGCCUUCUUGGAGGUUGCGGACAAUGAGUUCAAGCCCACCAUGACAACACAGAUUGGAAUCGCUGCCGACAGAUAUUCUCCAAACAAGCGGUGGCAUGUCGAUACCAUGUUGAGGGUCUUGACACUGGCCGGAAAUUACGUCAAAGAGCCAAUCAUGGCGUCGUUUAUCCGUCUCGUCGCGACCACACCGGAGCUCCAAACAUAUGCCGUGCAGAAGCUUUACCUGAACUUGAAGAAGGAUAUCACGCAGGAGAGCUUGACGCAGGCUGGUGCGUGGUGCAUUGGCGAGUACGGCGAUGCUUUGCUAAGCGGUGGGCAGUAUGAGGAUGAAGAGCUCGUGCAGGAUGUCAAAGAGCACGAGAUUAUUGACCUUUUCAACAACAUCCUGAACAGCAGCUACGCCACACAAGUGGCCACCGAGUACAUCGUUACUGCUCUGAUCAAAUUAUCGACGAGGUUCUCGGACCCAGCCCAGGCCCAACGAGUGCAGCAGCUCAUCGCCAAUCACCAGACAAGUUUGGAUGUCGAGAUUCAGCAGCGAGCUGUCGAGUACGGCAAUCUGUUCUCGUUCAACGAGGUCCGGCAAGGCGUGCUUGAAAGGAUGCCUCCUCCACAAAUCAAGGAGGAGUCCCGUGUGCUGGGCGAGUCCUCCUCAAAGAAGAAGAAGGCUGCGAACCGAAAGUCGAAGCUUGUUGCCAAGCCCACGACCGACCAGGAUCUGCUAGAUCUGAUGGGCGACAGCACGAGCACUCCAAUCACAUCACCAACCAACGGAUCCCAGAACAAUGCCGAUCUACUUGCCGACAUCCUCGGGGGCGCUACGUCGCCGCCCCCUAAUGCCACGUCGCCGCCACCUUCCCAAGGAAACGCUUCCAUCAUGGAUCUGUUCUCUCAAGGCCCGUCGGCUCCAUCACCCGCUCCACCCGCCGGCGGCAUGUCUGGUCUCGACAUGUUAUCGCAGAUGGGAUCUCCGCCACCCCAGCAGGUAGCGGCUGCACCUGCACCGGGUGGUCUGCCGUGCUAUGACAAGAAUGGGGUUAAUGUUACUAUCUUGUUGCAGCGCAAUGCGGAAGGCAACGUGCAGGCGACGGCGCGCUUCCGCAACUCUGCAGGCGGCCAAAUCGGCAACGUCGGUCUACAGGCAGCCGUCCCCAAGACGCAGAAGUUGCAACUGCUGAGCAUCUCGAACCCGAACAUCCCACCUGGAGGCGACGCAACGCAAGUGAUGAGGAUCAUGGGCGCCAAGGGGCCAUUGCGUUUGAAGCUUCGGAUCGACUAUGUACAUCCAUCGGCAGGACAGGUGCAGGACGAGGUCAAGUGGACCGAGCCAUCAUAAGUGGCGACGUCGGCUCGAGGAAGCAGGACUACGACUCGCGAUCGGAGAGUUGGCUGAAACUAAAACUCUCCAUCACCUACCUUGAUUGUAGUCCAAAGUGAAUAACAUAUAGAGAGCAAAUACCAUGAGCAACAGGCCUGAGACCGAGUUCUCACAUUUGACAUCACCAACCAUAUGCGUCAUGUGCGCACACAAGUGACAAUAGCAUGGCCACUGCUUACAAUAUGACACCCACUUGCAUUUGUGACUGAGUUUGUUAAUUCAGUCCACUUGUAUGAAAAGAAGCUCUAUCCCAUAUGAACAUCUCUAG
Molecule: messenger RNA, 2990 nt
Organism: Microdochium trichocladiopsis
Lineage: Eukaryota; Fungi; Ascomycota; Sordariomycetes; Xylariales; Microdochiaceae
Product: adaptor protein complex gamma-adaptin subunit
Exons: 5
Coding region: 167-2680 (837 amino acids)
Biological process (GO): receptor-mediated endocytosis; intracellular protein transport; Golgi to vacuole transport
Cellular component (GO): AP-1 adaptor complex; membrane coat; Golgi apparatus
Molecular function (GO): clathrin-cargo adaptor activity
Source: RefSeq, a predicted model, not a curated record